UGCAUGAUGGAUAUAUUUUUCUUAGUAUGCUUAUCGUGAUGCUCGUGAGUCGUGACGUACCUCGCGCUGGUGACCAUUGCUGGGAUCAGAUACAGACCCUUCUGACCUAGGUAUAGUCAGAACUAAAUCCAGUCGUGGUUCGUGGGGGGUCCCGGGGCCGGACUGGGCGGAGACUUACAGAUGUGGGUUGGUACAAUGUGGCGAUGUGAGGUCCUGUGUAUUCAGUGGACGUAUGAGAGGACGGCGCAGUCGGCACAGAAAAUCUGAAUAAACUUUGUGUCAAAGUCAGACUACCUCCACGUGUGACCAUGAGAGUACUCCUGCUCCUUACAUUACAAGUGGUGAUAUUGGCCCAGGCUCAAUACCAGGACCGAUACCCUUAUGUAGAGCCAGUUGAGUAUGGACCUGAUUACUUUCCAGAUACUACUGACUUGGAGAGUUCAGACCCAGUCCCGGGUACAUACCAACAGCAAGUUCGACUGCAGCCUGUCGUGCGUCCAGAGAAAACAGAGUUGGAGACUGAGCCCACUGAGCCAGGACCUUUGGACUGCAGAGAAGAGCAAUACCCAUGCACCAGGCUCUACUCAGUCCACAAGCCAUGCAAACAGUGUCUCAACAGCCUCUGCUUCUACAGUUUGCGACGGGUAUAUAUCAUCAACAAAGAGAUCUGCGUGCGGACCGUGUGUGCACAUGAAGAACUGCUCAGAGCUGACCUGUGCAGGGACCAGUUCUCUCGUUGUGGCGUGGCGGCUCUGAGCGGGGGCUGUGGGUCAAUAGGGGGCAGCUGUGGAAAGAGCUGUGGAGGCUGCUGAACUUCAGGGACAAAACUCGCCCGAAAACUGCCGCUGCCAAACCACUUUUGAACAUGUUUUACUCCCGUGCAUUAGGGAUGUAACAACAUUUUAUGGGACUGAAUUGUCAUGGUAUUAACCGCACAGUACAAUAUUUAUUCAAAUUUUAUCGAGAAAAAAGGGAAAACUGCUCACAAAGACAAUACAUAAUGUAAAAAUAACCAUUAUCAUUAUUGUCAUAUAUAUAUAUAUAUAUAUAUAUAUAUA
This is a messenger RNA of Boleophthalmus pectinirostris (great blue-spotted mudskipper), 1058 nucleotides long. RefSeq names its product microfibril associated protein 2 (gene mfap2). Gene Ontology annotation, biological process: embryonic eye morphogenesis. NCBI's taxonomy places the organism in Eukaryota, Metazoa, Chordata, Actinopteri, Gobiiformes, Gobiidae. The transcript has 9 exons. The record is from RefSeq and is a predicted model, not a curated record. The coding region runs from base 309 to 812 and encodes 167 amino acids. Gene Ontology annotation, cellular component: microfibril.